UGCACACCCCCCGCCGCAGUACACGGGGGUGGCACCGGGCACACCCCCCCCAACACCUUCCGCGGUUGUGGGGUGCUGGGGGCGCACGGGGGGCACAGCCUGCGCAGAGGGGACCCCCCCCAGCACAGACCGCGGGGGAUGCGCCCCCCCCGCCUCCGUUGGACCCCCAGGGUGGGGGGGGUCCGUCCCCACGAACGCCGGUGGGUGGUGGGUGCCCCAUGCUGUGGGGGGCACGGCUGGGUGCUGCAGGCCCCCCCCAGGCUGCGGGGGGGGGAAGGGGGCACGGGUGGAGGGUAUGCGUGUGCAGGCGUGUGUGUGCCCGUGGAGCUGCGUGUGCAAGGCCCAGUGGGGUGUGUGCAUGCGUGCGCACACCCAUGUGUGCACGCGUGUGCACGCGGCCCAGCUCCGUGUGCACGCGUGUGCCGCCCUCGGUCCGCAUGUUGCACACCCCACCUCGGGGCACGUGAGCAUGCAAGGAGCACGCGUGGGCCUGCAGCUGCCCAGGGCAAACGCGUGUGCACACGUGUGGCUUGUGCGCGCGUGUGCAUGCCUGCUCAUGUGCGUGCAAGGUGUGCGUGCUCUGGUGCUGCGUGUGAAUGGACAUGUGUGUGCACGUGUGUCCAUCUGCAAGCACCUGUGUGCAGGCAUGUGCAUGCAUGUACACAUGCGUGUGCAUGGAUGAGCGCACACGCGUGGGCUCAGCACCCAUGGGUGUUCCCAUGCCUCAGUUUACCCCCUCUUGGGACCCAGGGGCAUCCAGGCACCCCUGCAGCCCCCACCCACGCACCAGCUGGUGCCACUAUCCCCUCCCAGUCCCCCCAGUUUGGGGGGGGGUGAGCGGCGCCAUUAACCCCUUCGCCCCCUGCAGCCUCUGAGAGGUGAUGGCGCAGGACAACGCCGCCUUCUGCGGGGUCCCCGAGGGGGUCGCUGGGGAGGUGAAGCCCCCCCCGGUCCCCCCCCGGCGGCGGGGGGCCGGCUCCCGCAAGCGCCAGCGUUACGUGGAGAAGGACGGCAAGUGCAACGUGCAGCACGGGAACGUGCGGGAGACCUACCGCUACCUCACCGACAUCUUCACCACCCUGGUGGACCUCAAGUGGCGCUUCAGCCUCCUCGUCUUCAUCCUCGCCUACGCCGUCACCUGGCUCUUUUUCGGCCUCAUCUGGUGGUUCAUCGCCUACUGCCGGGGGGACCUGGACCACCUAGAGGACCAUGCCUGGACGCCCUGCGUCAACAACCUCAAUGGCUUCGUCUCCGCCUUCCUCUUCUCCAUUGAGACAGAGACCACCAUCGGCUACGGCCACCGCGUCAUCACCGACAAGUGUCCCGAGGGCAUCGUGCUGCUGCUGCUCCAGGCCAUCCUGGGCUCCAUGGUCAACGCCUUCAUGGUGGGCUGCAUGUUCGUGAAGAUCUCCCAGCCCAACAAAAGAGCCGAGACCUUGGUCUUCUCCUCCCACGCCGUGGUGUCCCUGCGGGACGACCGCCUCUGCCUGAUGUUUCGCGUGGGCGACCUGCGGGACUCGCACAUUGUGGAGGCCUCCAUCCGCGCCAAGCUCAUCAAGUCCAAGCAGACCCAGGAGGGCGAGUUCAUCCCCCUGGACCAGACCGACCUGAGCGUGGGCUUCGAGACGGGUGACGACCGCCUCUUCCUCGUCUCGCCCCUCAUCAUCAGCCACGAGAUCGAUGAGCGCAGCCCCUUCUGGGACGUCUCGCGGCACCAGCUGGAGAAGGACGAUUUCGAGAUCGUUGUCAUCCUUGAGGGGAUGGUGGAGGCCACAGGGAUGACGUGCCAGGCUCGGAGCUCGUACCUGGCGGACGAGGUGCUGUGGGGCCACCGCUUCACCCCGCUGCUGAGCCUGGAGGAAGGCUUCUACGAGGUGGACUACGGGGGCUUCCACCAGACCGUGCCAGUGCCCACCCCGGCCUGCAGCGCCCGGCAGCUGGCGGCGGCGGCCGCCCGCCGCGAUGCCCACCUCUACUGGUCCAUCCCCAGCCGCCUGGACCAGCCGCUGGAGGAGGCGGCAAUGGCGGCCGGAGGGGGGGACCCCGACACCCCCCGGGAGAGCAACGGCACCCUGGCCAGCCCCGAGGCGCGGUAAUGGGCCGUGGGCGGGCGCGGGGGUGCUGGGCGCCCCGCCGCUCCCCGCCGUGCUUUCUUUUAAUAAACCCC
Phalacrocorax carbo (great cormorant) is the source of this 2167-nucleotide messenger RNA. The record is from RefSeq and is a predicted model, not a curated record. Lineage: Eukaryota; Metazoa; Chordata; Aves; Suliformes; Phalacrocoracidae.